Osmia lignaria (orchard mason bee) is the source of this 2271-nucleotide messenger RNA. RefSeq lists its product as uncharacterized. The record is from RefSeq and is a predicted model, not a curated record. Gene Ontology annotation, molecular function: actin filament binding; lamin binding. Gene Ontology annotation, cellular component: nuclear membrane. Gene Ontology annotation, biological process: nuclear migration along microtubule. Lineage: Eukaryota; Metazoa; Arthropoda; Insecta; Hymenoptera; Megachilidae.
AAUGCUUAAAAUUUUAUGAAAUAUAAGUGUAAAAUUUGUCUUGAAUGUUACUAACGCUGUAAUUUAACCCUUAAUUUAGAUUUAAUACAAGUAGUAAACAUUGUUUUUCCAUAAUUGGUACAAAGUACAUAAUAUUCAAGUGCUACGUACAAAUUUACACGCCACGUGACUGCAUGGUUUUUAUACAGUGUGGAAUACAUAGGUUAAGGAUCAGACACUUUAACCGGUUGGCGGGAGAUGAACUUUGCCCUUAAUUAUUACAUUUUCUUCACAUAAAAAAUGGAAUUCGACUUGUCGUUUAAUUUCCUAUGCAUAUUUUCUAUUAUUUUGUUAAUAUUUGUCACAAUUAUCACCGUUGUUCAAAAACUAAAAUGGCCUGUAAAAGUAAACUGCUGGUUUUGUAAUAAUAAUACUAAGAUUUGGCGGCAACAGCUUAACUGGUGGAUGUGUCCGCAUUGUGAACAGUAUAAUGGUUUUUCCAAGAAUGGUGAUUACACUUAUAAUAUACCAGAACAAUAUAAGACUUCAGAUGAAAUCAAAAGAUACUGUACAGUCAACCAGGAUACAUCAAUCAAGAAAGUUGCAAAGAAUGAUCUAUGUACACAGUGUAAUGUUAACGAAAGCUUAAAAUUAGCCAAAUUGUCAGACUACAUACCUAAGAGUGAAAGAAAUUAUGAACAUGAGAUAAAACAGUACAGAAAUAUUUUAGAGCAGCAAUAUCCAUUGUGUGCAAAGUGCAAAACUAUAGUACAUAGGGUAUUAAGCAAACAAGCAUUAUGGCUUGCUCAAUAUAAAAUGUUAUUCUUUAAAAAGAAACCUUUUAAUGUAAUUGCUAAUGGUACAAAAUAUUCUGAACCAGUAUGUAGAACAAUCUCAACAAUAUUAGGCUCUAUGGUGGCAUAUGAUAUGGAUUUUGUAUAUUUGCCAAUUGGAGGAUUACUUUUUCAAUUCUGUGCCUGUUGGUCAGCUUCUUCGAGAAAACAUAAUUCUGAUUUAUUGCUCAUGUUUUUAUGGAUAUGUACAAUUGUACUUUUACCUUUUAAAGAUGCAAAGUUGAUUAAAACAGAUUUACAGAAUGCAUGGUUUUCUCUUGAAUAUAUAACACAUUAUCAUAUGAUAAUGUUAUUUGUCUUGGUUAUAGGCUAUAUCAACAUUAAGCCUAAAUCCUAUAAAAGUACAUUGAAUAAAAAUAUGUCAUUCAAAAAAAUUGAAUCUUCCACAAAAGAUACAGUGUUCACUGAUUUAUGUACAAAGACUUUAAAUGAAAAGCACAAUUUUAAUUCUGAAGUUACCGAUGAUUUAAAUAAAACAGUUACUAACCAAUUGUUCUCACCACCAAAUACAAUGAAACACCAUAUGGCUCCUUACACCGAAAAGCCAUUGAAUUCAAAAUCGGCAAUUUUUCAAACCCCAUUUAAAAAUCACGAAUCAGAGUUACCACAAUCGUCUAUUAAGGAUAGUAAUAUGAAAUUUAAUUCUACUCCUUUAAAUAAAAAGAAUGUGAUAGACAAUUUCGCAUUAAAUGAUAGUUUGGAUACAUUAAGUAUGUUGUCGUUAAGCGAAAAGAAACCUAAAUAUGUAAUUAAAGCACCCAAGAUUUUUGAAAAGAAAGUGUAUGGUACAAGCAGCCUUGACCUUUUCAAAAAGUCUGGCAAGAGGCACAUUUUAUCGCCACCGAAAUUAAAAACGGUUACGCAAACAUCGUGGGUAGCUGGUGGUUAUUGGCAAGAGGACAUUGAUGUACCAUCAUUAUCUAGAUCAUCCAGUCAAAGCUCUGGGUUUGGUUCUACGUGUUCUAACUUUGCUCCAUCCAGAGAACCAUCCGUACAUGAAUUUGAUCAAUGUUCGGUUAUGUCAGAUGUAACACAAUCUUAUUAUACUUCGAGACAAAGUACUGUUCAUCCUGUUGGAUCAUUCAAUCAACAGAAUGCAUACUUAUCAUUUUCAGAGCCAAGAAAUUCAGUUAGUAACCAAACAAUGAAAGGGGCAUCGCCUAAUUUUUAUGCGCCACAGCCGUUCGUACUGCCUGAGGCUUACAGAAAAAGUAAUUCAGUUUAUCUUGAUCAGUCUUUACAAGGACAAAACAUGAAUGUAAGUGAUAUUAAAAAUCCUUCUGAAAUUCAAAUGUUUCCUAGUCAUACCACUAUUGUAACAAGUCCUGUUUGGUUACCAGCUCUUUUAUGUGGUUCACUUGUAUUAAAUAUAGUAGUAUUGUGUACUACUUUGUCACGUUGAACAGGGUAUAAAUGAUCAUUUUUCCAUUAUUCUUCC